Messenger RNA from Exophiala oligosperma, 2716 nucleotides. RefSeq lists its product as uncharacterized. The coding region runs from base 54 to 1385 and encodes 443 amino acids. Gene Ontology annotation, biological process: maturation of SSU-rRNA from tricistronic rRNA transcript (SSU-rRNA, 5.8S rRNA, LSU-rRNA). The transcript is spliced from 2 exons. Gene Ontology annotation, cellular component: small-subunit processome; nucleolus. Lineage: Eukaryota; Fungi; Ascomycota; Eurotiomycetes; Chaetothyriales; Herpotrichiellaceae. Gene Ontology annotation, molecular function: protein binding. The record is from RefSeq and is a predicted model, not a curated record.
CGAAUGCGUUGUGAAGAAGCCUCUUCGAUUCGCUCAGUGAUGAUUCUCACGAGAUGAAGAUAAAGUCGCUAACUAGGGCGCCGCCGCCCCCAGGCGAUGGUGCGGUGCGCCAAUCUCGAAAUCUUGAUCCAUCCCACCAUCCCUUCGAGCGGGCAAGAGAAUACACGAGAGCCCUAAACGCCGUCAAGAUGGAACGGAUGUUUGCUGCUCCAUUUAUUGGCCAGCUGGGUGUAGGCCAUGUCGACGGAGUGUACUCGAUGGCGAAAGAUCCAGGAUCCCUCGAGCGUUUCGCCAGCGGCAGCGGUGAUGGCGUAGUCAAAGUUUGGGACUUGACCAGUCGCGAAGAGGUAUGGCAGGCCAGAGCACAUGAGAACGUCGUCAGAGGCAUGUGUUGGACUCCAGAUCGAAAACUAUUGUCUUGUGCUACCGACAAAACCGUCAAAGUCUGGGAUCCUUACAACAGCGAGAAGGACAACACGCCUCUGACCACAUACCAUGGUCAAGGGGCUUUUACAGAUAUAACACACCACCGCGACCAUUCUUCUUUUGCCGCUUCAUCCAGUGCCAUCUCCAUCUACGAUCUUUCACGCCCUGCCUCCGGCCCCAGCCAGGUGUUGCGGUGGCCAACUUCUACCGACACUAUUACGGCUGUCUCGUUCAACCAGACUGAAACGUCGAUACUUGCUUCUGCUGCCCUUGAUAGAGCUCUUGUGCUCUACGAUCUCCGGACAUCCUCAUCCAUUUCAAAAGUUGUCCUCAGGCUGGCAUCGAAUGCCAUUUCUUGGAAUCCGAUGGAGGCGUUCAAUUUUGCUGCUGCAAAUGAAGAUCACAAUAUAUACAUUUUCGAUAUGCGGAAGAUGGACAGAGCUUUGAACGUACUGAAGGAUCACGUGGCUGCUGUUAUGGAUGUCGAAUUUAGUCCAACUGGUGAAGAGUUGGUCAGCGCUUCAUAUGAUCGGUCGAUUCGACUAUGGAACAGAGAUCGAGGGCAUUCAAGAGAUAUCUAUCACACCAAGCGAAUGCAACGAGUCUUCUCUGCAAGGUUCACUGCUGACAACAAUUAUGUCUUGUCGGGGUCAGACGAUGGCAAUAUCAGAUUAUGGCGAACAAAUGCCUCAAGUCGAUCUGGGAUCAAGUCAGCUAGGCAACGACAAAAGCUGGAGUACGACCAAGCCUUGAUCAAGCGUUACUCGCACAUGCCCGAAAUUCGACGUAUCAAGAGACAUCGGCACUUACCUAAGACGGUCAAGAAGGCUUCUGAGAUCAAAGGAGAAGAGAUCAAGUCGAUCAAGAGAACAGAGGAGAACGUUCGUAAGCAUAGCAAGAAAGGAAGCAUGCCUCGACAAAGUGAAAGGGAAAAGAUGAUCCUCGGUACUGAGAAGUGAAGCGAUCUCUAUAGCAUCUCGACAUGUGCCCUCUCACCGGUCGAAUCUUUGCAUAGCAGUGACCACGGCUCGUUAUUCACCACGAGAGAGCGCGGCACCUAGCAUGGCAACAGGAGCGCCUUCGAAGCAUUUUCGAUGGGCAACUAUGAUUACCCUUUGGGAACGAUGUCCCGACAACAUUAUCAACUCCGCGGUCGUUUUGUUCACCUGAAAGACGUCGUGUUGUUUUCGUUGUGAGAUACUUGUCAUGACUCCAAGAUGGCGUUUCAAACGUCUUUAGCCACUGGAUUGCAUCUUGGACCACGGAACAUAGCCUCACUGGAUGGAAUCAUGGGGUUUACGAGGCAAGAGAAGGCUGAGGUUCUCUGUAUGGAUCGGAUGAAUUACAACAAGUCGUCUAAAGGACUGACUAUCAACCACUCACAAUCUGAUACGUGUGCAUACUCGUGAACGUGCUCGAAGCGACCUACGAGGGCUUCAGAGUACAAUUAUUGGACGGACAGCGAGUUUCUACGAUAAAUUCUAUACGAUCCAAUCUUUUGCUUGUCAUAUCUUGGAAGCGUGGCUUCCGUUGUCGACAUUGGUCCACCCCUUGACUUUUUGCAAGUCCAUCACUUUUCCAUCGGCCCCAAAUCGAUCCUGCGUAUCGCGCCAGUCUCUGCCGACGGCAGUCUCCGGCCUCCAUCUGAAAGCUUUCUUCAGUCGGGACUCCAUACGACCUUCUAGAGAGUUGACAACCUGGAUGCCUACGGCUGGCAUUGUCAUGAAUCCCAUGCCACUUCCCCCGACGGCCACCACAAGCCUCGAGUAUUUCGGGUGCUGAUCGAUGAGGAAGACUCGAUCUGGAGUAUCCGAAUCCCAGCACACUCUCGCGAAGGUGAAGGGACGAUCUGCAAUUUGGGGCACUGUCUCACGCAGGAAUUGGCGUGCACGAGCUUCAGCGUCAAUGGGGAUCUGUUGCCGAGAAAGAGGGACAGAACGCUCAGCAUCGAUGGACUGGUCAUGGAUGAAGUUGCAGUAUCCAGGGUGUUCGUCAACGAAUUUGAGUUCGCCCGUCCCUGUCGUCGGUUCCUGAGAACGAUGAACAUUAGUAUCUACAGCUAAUUGUGUGUGUACUCCUCCACCGUGAGACAGAAAAAAAAUAGUUACGUCGAAAGAUAAACUUUGUCACACCUUAAACACGAGUGGAAACUAUGUUACGCUCGCACAAGAGGGUAGCGGAAGGAAGAAUAGGACGGGGCAGAUAAAGGGGAGGGCUCUUUGAAAAUGAGAAUGACAUUACAUACCAUGAAGAAUCCACGCUCGACGUUGAACAGAACAGGUAGAUCUUU